UCAAAACCUCUCAAUCUACCCUGAUUUUGUCUGUCAUUAUUUUCUCUUCAUCAACACACCCAAAUUUCUCGUAAAUCUUUAGUAAGACAAUCAAGUAGACCUUAUGGCAAGUUGCAAUAUGGCUUGUGCUGCAUCAAGUUUUUUGGUGGCAACUCCAAAUGUUGCCUCUAACAACAGUAACACUACUUCUCGUACCACUAUGUUAUUUUUCUCCUCCAACGGCAAGACCACCGCCACCCCGAGACUCGUCGUAAGGGCUGCUGAAGAGGCUGCACCACCAGCUGCCGCCGCCACUGCUGAACCAGCUGCUGAAACCAAAGCUGCUAAGCCUAAGCCACCUCCAAUUGGACCCAAGAGAGGAACAAAAGUGAGAGUUCUUAGGAAGGAAUCUUACUGGUACAAGGGCACCGGUUCAGUUGUAGCUGUUGAUCAGGAUCCAAAAACUCGCUACCCAGUUGUUGUACGAUUUAACAAAGUGAACUAUGCUAAUGUAUCAACCAACAACUACGCAUUGGAUGAAAUUGAAGAACUGAAAUGAGUGUGUGCGACUCAUUAGUAUAUUUGUAGAAUGCAAGGCCUUUUCUUUCCAUGUUUAUUCUCUAGUUACAUACUCGCUCUGAAUGUGAAUGAACGCCUAUUUUUAUUGUUA
Lycium barbarum (goji berry) is the source of this 649-nucleotide messenger RNA. RefSeq names its product photosystem I reaction center subunit IV A, chloroplastic. Lineage: Eukaryota; Viridiplantae; Streptophyta; Magnoliopsida; Solanales; Solanaceae. The record is from RefSeq and is a predicted model, not a curated record. Gene Ontology annotation, biological process: photosynthesis. The transcript has 3 exons. Bases 104 to 538 code for a protein of 144 amino acids. Gene Ontology annotation, cellular component: photosystem I; photosystem I reaction center.